AGUCUGCCGAGAAAGAACGUUUGACGGAAAUCCCCGCUCUGUCGUCGACGGCGGAUGACGUACUUCCGGCGGCCGGUCGCGCGGGGUUUUUUGAGCGGCCCUGCCGUUGGUUGCCAUGACGACGGUGUAGAGGACUCCUUGAAGCCUUUCUCAAGUUCCUUGCCUUCAGUCGGUUCCAGCGAAGAAGAAGAAGCAGCAGCAGAAGAAGGAGGCGGCCUCGUGCUUCUUGUGUGGAAGAGAAAGGGCCCAUGGGCUCCAAUAGGGCCUCCUUGCGGAAUGGUGUUUUAUCCCACCUGGAGAAUUUGGAGGCUGCUGCCCACGAAAUAGCACUGAAACGAGGAGAACUGAAGAAACAAGAGGAGGACAUGGCUAGGAUGAAACAGAGGCUAUUGAAGCUGAGGCAUCAAAGGGAUGAGCUGAGGACCAAACUCAGUGUGUUUCGUUCUCAGCUCAUUGCAGGCAGAGACACCACAAACAUUGACUCCAAUGCUACAGAAGCUGGCCAGCAAGCCCUCUUGCAGUGGAAGAUGGAGACUCUCAAGGGCCUGCUGCAGGUUUUUCAUCUGACAGGCCUCAGUGGAAGGCUGACCACACAAGGCGCCUGCCUGUGCAUCAGCACUGCUUUUGAAGGCACCUACCUGGAGUCCUAUUACUUGGACCUCCUUAUCCAGCAGCCAGUCAAAAUCCAGCGCCACUCCAUUCCGCCCUUCAUCCCCUUGGAGCAAAUUGCUCAGAAGUAUCUGCACACAGAUAUCAAGCGCUUCCUGUCUGUCUUGUCAAAUCACCUGAAUGCUUCUGCUGGGAGGAAAUUCCAGGCACAUCAGUUACAGGAGCAUUUUGCUGAUUUCCUUGAAGGUCCCUUGCAGGAAAACUCCUUGUGCAGUUUGCUGGAAUUCAACUACCGUCUGGUGAGAGAAAGUGAGACUUUUCCAUUCACAGCCAAGCUCACUUAUGGGGAUCCUACAAGCACCCUCCCAACGGAAGCCACUGUCACUUGUAAAGAAGAUGCCCCGGCUUCUUUGGCAGAGGUGGCAGCAGAUCAUAUGGCCUUGUUUCGCGAGAAACCUCUUCCUAAGGUCUUCAGUGCCAUCACAGCCUCCACAGAAACUCUGAGCCAGUCCGUUUCGAUGGAUUCCCCUGUCCCCUCCAGCGCUGUGCCUUUUGGAGGGAGAUGUCCUUCUGAGGCUGCUCCAGAGUGAAGUCUUUCCAGGCAGCGACAUCGAGAGGAAUGUUGGAGCACUCCAGAGCAGUUGUUUCCAAAAAACACCACAACCCACCUCUCCAUGGCAUUUGCUGCAGGAGAAUCAAGCUUCCAAGGCCGAAGUUCACUACUCAGUGAAAAAAAAACACUUUCAAAAUUCCACAAUAAAACUGAAGAGCAGUGGAAGCAAAUCCUCAUGAAACCUGGCUAGCAAUCUAGCUGAGUCAGUCACUGAGUAAGGACAGGGUAGGGUUGCCUGCCUUCCUGCUUUUCAGUCCACACUGAAUAAUUUCAGGAGCACUUCUUGCCAUGCAUCUGGGUGGGCAUCUUCCCUACUACAGUUACCAUGGAAGGGACUGAAGUAUUCAUGAAAGCAGCAUUCACCUUGUACGCUGCUCUUGCUUUGCUACUGAGAUUAUUCUCUUGUGUGCUGGUUCUCCAGGACUGAGGAUGGCAAAACAGGACUUCCUUUCCCCAGAGGAUUGGCCUUGAACUGACCCAGGCAGCACCAUAAAAGCAUCCUAAAUAUCUAAUGCAUAUAAAAAAAGCAUCCUAAAUGUGUGGUGCAUAUAUUUAGGAGGCAAAAUAUUCAACCCAUUAGAACGUGGGAUGAAUAUUCUGCCUCCUAAAUAUACACAUCAUGAUUUUCACAAUACUGCUUACAAAAUUUCUCAUAUGAAAGAUCAAAGCUUGCUUAGCUGGAAUGAAGGACAUACAAGACUUUACAGUGUUGUAAUAUGUCAAAGUUCUGCUGCUUAUUGUCAAAUUUGUCUCAUUUCAAAAAGUUAAUAAAGGGGGAACAAUGUUGAAAAGUUUGCUGUUGCUUUCCUCCAUUGUACAUAUCUUUAUUAGUUUUGCCAUUUUCAAUUUAUUCCUCUUAUUCCUGUACGUAAAUAUUUUCUUCAGUGGUAGGAACUGUGGGAAGACACUACUGAGAUUUUUGCCACUGUUAAGAGACUCUUUAUCAGAACAUAAUGUUUUGUGUGUCUUCCUAGACUAUCCCAGAGAUUCUCAAUAGUCUGUAUGAGUGACUUAAUUGUAUCUUUUUAGGAGAGUCCCUUAAGAUAGUUCAAGGCUGGAAUAGAGCAGACAGGACCCUACCAGCAGCCCUUUCUUUGGGCAAGUCAGGUCAGGCUGCCUUUUUACUACUGCAGCUGCAGGAUAACUGGCUACAGGGAAGUUUAAGGUGUUAAACCAUGAGGAUGCUAAGAACGUUUUGACCUUAUUUUCAUUAGAACAACUUCAUACAUUUCUUAACCCAUUCCUCAGAUCAAACAAUCAGAAUGAUGACUGCAGUCAACAAAUCACAAGAAGAUCACAAGGGUUGCCAGAAGGCAGAAAUGACUUGAAGUCACGCAACAACAAGGGCAGGAAACAGUUUUUUUUGUUGGUGGUGGUCUCUUACUUGUGCAGUGAUAGUGCUAGAUAUAUAAAUGAUCAUCGUCAUCUAGCAUGUACACAACUGGUGGAGUGGAUAUUUGCUUGUUCUCUUGAGUUUGAAUUUGGCAAUGUGGGUGGGCAGGAGCUGCUUUUAUUAGGUACUAUACUCAUGGGCUUGAUGCUCAUGAGCUGACUACUGUUUUGUUACUCUUGUCACAUUUGGGCCAGUAAACUUGUCAAGUCCUUCAGUUUUACAUCUUAUUUUUUUUCAUUCUCCUCUGUUAAUAACUUGUUCCAUCCCAGAGUUAAUUGUCCUGCUGUUUCAUUUCAUUUAGCAGUGCCAAUGAAUUCUCACAAAAUAAACACCUUCACUAAAUAAAAUUAACUUGUUACUGCUAA
Molecule: messenger RNA, 2980 nt
Organism: Sceloporus undulatus (fence lizard)
Lineage: Eukaryota; Metazoa; Chordata; Lepidosauria; Squamata; Phrynosomatidae
Gene: CENPO
Product: centromere protein O
Exons: 7
Coding region: 249-1199 (316 amino acids)
Cellular component (GO): kinetochore; Mis6-Sim4 complex
Source: RefSeq, a predicted model, not a curated record